This is a messenger RNA of Onychostoma macrolepis, 3863 nucleotides long. RefSeq names its product armadillo like helical domain containing 3 (gene armh3). Gene Ontology annotation, biological process: regulation of Golgi organization. The record is from RefSeq and is a predicted model, not a curated record. NCBI's taxonomy places the organism in Eukaryota, Metazoa, Chordata, Actinopteri, Cypriniformes, Cyprinidae. Gene Ontology annotation, cellular component: cytosol. The transcript has 26 exons. Bases 135 to 2204 code for a protein of 689 amino acids.
UAGCGGACGUGAUGUAAGCACAUGGGCGGGGUUUCUGCUCCCACCGGAAGUCAGUCGGGCGAAAUCCAUCUGUUUAGCUAGAAGAGUAAUGGAACAAAUACAGUGAUUCAUUUACCCGGUCGCGUUUGUAAGCCAUGGCUCAGACUGAGAAGAAAGCAGGUCUUCUGAGGAGAACAUCCUCUUCGAAGAAGCCUCUGAAGGAGAAGGUGGUGCUGAUGUACGAUGAGAUAUUCGCAAAGGAAGACCCUACUAAGAGCAAUCCUCGCUUCUGGGACGAGCUGUUUCUGAUGAAGGUCAAUCUGGAGUAUCUGGAGGGGAAGCUGGAGUCUCUGGACGGGGAUGAAGUCAUGAAAAUCAAAGACAACAUCAACAGUUUGUUCCAUCACUGCGUUCAAGCUCUGGGUGAAGAGCACCAGAUCAAAGUAGUCAAUGCGCUUCAGACUCUUUGUGCGCUGUUUAGAGGAGUUCACCAGAAGAACAAAUCCGCCACGGGCUUUGACAUCAUCAACAUGCUGAUGGGCUUCGACAAAGCUGAGCUCCGAAUGAAGGAGCUAAUGGAGAGCCUGGACAGUCUGCUGUGCGGUGACGGGUCAGAGAGUCUGAAGAGUUUAUGUCUGAAACUACUGCUGUGUCUGGUCACUGUGACAGAUAAUAUUAGUCAGAACACCAUACUGGAGUAUGUGAUGAUCAACAGUAUAUUUGAGGCCAUUCUUCAGAUUCUGUCUGAUGUUUCCAGUCGAGCGCAGCACGGAUAUGAUGCUGUGGUACUUUUAGCUCUGCUGGUCAACUACAGGAAGUAUGAGUCUGUGAAUCCUUAUAUUGUGAAGCUGUCAAUAGUGGACGACGAGCCGACCCUGGAUGGCAUGGGAAUGGUCAUCCACCACGCACUUGCAGAGUACAAUAGACAGUAUAGAGACAAAGAAGAAGAAAACCAGGGAGGCUUUUUCUCCACCCUUACCAGCAUGGUGGGCAGUAUGUUUAUUGCUGACGCAGAUCAGAAGUUGUCAAUACAGACUAAUGAAGCCAUUCUGCUCGCUCUCUAUGAGGCCGUACAUCUCAACAGAAACUUCAUCACGGUUCUUGCACAGAGCCAUCCGGAGAUUGAUAUUGCAACAACCCCGGCUGUGCCCGUCCCAGCCUCUCCUACGACCCCGCUGGGCACCACACCGCCCUCUCUGGACAUGAUGAAUAAUCCUGAGCUUCCUCUGGACCCAAACUUGCAGACAAGUAAUCUUCUUAUAACCUUCCUCAAAUAUUCCUCCAUCGUAAUGCAGGACACCAAAGAUGAACACAGACUCAACAGUGCCAGGCUGUGCCUCAUCAUUCUGACCUGCAUAGCCGAGGACCAGUACGCCGACGCCUUUCUCCACGAUGAUAACAUGAACUUCAGGGUCAACUUGCACAGAAUGCCCAUGAGGCAUCGAAAGAAAGCCGCGGAUAAGAGCAUCCCCUCCCGGCCUUUAGUUUGUGCCGUUCUGGAUCUGAUGGUGGAGUUCGUUGUUACUCAUAUGAUGAAGGAGUUUCCUAUGGAUCUCUAUGUGCGCUGCGUUCAGAUAAUUCACAAACUGAUCUGCUACCAGAAGAAGUGUAGAGUUAGGAUGCACUACACAUGGAGAGACCUCUGGUCAGCUCUCAUUAACCUUCUGAAGUUCCUGCUGUCUAAUGAGACCAUCCUUCUGGCGAAGCACAAUAUCUUCCAGCUGGCUCUUCAGGUGGUGAACCUCUUUAACAUGUUCAUCACGUAUGGAGACACGUUUCUGCCCACGCCCAGCAGUUACGACGAACUCUAUUAUGAGAUUAUACGCAUGCAUCAGGUGUUUGAUAACCUCUACUGCAUGGUGCUGCGAGUCUCGACCAAUGCAGGCCAGUGGAAGGAGCCUGCUAGUAAAGUUACUCACGCUCUCGUCAACGUCAGAGCCAUUAUUAACCACUUCAACCCUAAGAUUGAGUCGUACGCCGCUGUGAACCACAUCUCACAGCUCUCAGAAGAUCAGGUGCUGGAGGUGGUGCGCUCAAACUACGACACGCUAACCUUGAAGCUGCAGGAUGGUCUGGAUCAGUUUGAGCGUUACUCUGAACAGCCCAGAGAGGCCGGCUUUUUCAAGGAGCUGGUUCGCUCCAUCAGUCUGAAUGUGAGGAAGAACGUGUCUCUGAGUACCAUGAGUCAGGACGUCCUGCUGAAGGAGUUCUCCUCAAUAUCCUGAGACAACUGGACCUUUGACCUUCAUACGGACACAUCCAUCGCCCCACAUCUGAGGCUUCUCGUAGUUACACCAGAGUAUCCAGAACCGGACAGAACUGGAUUUGAGGCUGUAUUACUGAUGUAGUGUGUGAGUUUGGUCGCACUCAGAACUGACUUGUAUUGGCUUAACAAAGCAAUCAGCCCAACUUUGCACAAUGUGAAUUUUGAUUCUGACAACUUGGUAUUUUUGGUUUUUGAUUAUUAUUUCUUCUCCUUUUAUUGGUGGCCCAGUGCUGUUUCUGUUGAUUCUACUGCAUAUUCUUCAUUGCCUUAGCACCAAACCGAUUUUCAGUUCUUUUCUACAUUCAGAGUGAAUGGAAAUAAAUUACCCUAUUUUCAUGAGCCUGACAAAGAAAUGUCUGGGUCAUAAAUCAUCAUGUAUUCGAAAGAAAAUCAUAAUUUGCAUUAAUAAAAUUAAGCCAUUAAGAUUUGCAUUCUGACAUAUUUUCAUAUUUUCUCCAAAUUCUCAUUAUUGUAAUGCAAAAAAAGAAAAGAUUAUCAUUACCGUAAUGCACCAAAAAUCUCAUUACCAUGAUACACUAAUAAUCAUUUUUACAUCUUUUUUUUUUUUUUUUACUUCAAAAAUUCAGUUUAACACAUACUACUAUAAUGCAUACUUACAAUUUUAAAUAUUUUGAAUAUAUUACGGUAAUGAGAAAUUGUGAAAUUUGCUUAAUUGUCCUCUCAUUACAAUGCGCAAAAAUUUCAUUCUCAUUACUGUGAUACAGUAAUAUUCUGUCCUUUUUUAUUAAAAACAGCAUUUACAUACCAUUAUUUACAGUUUUGAAUUAUAUACAUUUUUAUAAUGAUAAUUUGGGUGUAAAAUUAUAUCACAAUGCAAACAAAUAUUAAUAUUCCUAAAACCGGUUUCAUUUUCGUGACGUUUCAGCACAUUUCCUCUCAGAUUCUUAUCAGAAUGUUUAAAAAUCUAAUUCUCAUACCAUAAUACAAUAAGAAUUAUUAUCCUGUCCUUUUUUAUUAAAAACAUAAUUUCAGUGUAACACAUAAAGCCAUAAUGCAUGAUUACAAUUGUACUUUGGAAUUUUCUUGAGGAGAGAAUUACAUUUUCUUGUCACAUUAAUAAAUCGAUAGGCUUCAUUUUUAAGCAAAAUAUAAUUUCUUAUUCCUUCAGCUUUUUAAAAUGUGACCUGGACAUUUCAUGUCAGUUUUUCAUGAGAUUCACCCUCGAGUAUAAGUGCAUUAAUUUUUAAAAAAUCUGACAGUCUCUUAAUUCUCUUCACUCUCAGUAUAUUCCAGUAUUGCAAGAUGUUUCAGUAUGGUAUCAUGAAAAGAUAUGAAGUUGCAGUGUAAAAGCAGCUGUAUGUUGAGUUUUAUAACACUGGGUAAAGAAAGAAACAAAUGUAUUAACUUGAAACUCCACUGAAAGCUAGUUCUAGAAAAUUUAGAACAUUAUAGAAUCCAAACCAGUUCUAUUACUAAUUAGUCUAAUUUAAACCAACACGUGGAGGAUAACUGAAUAAAACAAACACAUUUAAAAGAAAUUCUUUGUAAAUUCUUCCUGGGUUUGGUCCUAAAUGAGUAUUUGGCUUCCUUUGCCUUAGUGUUCUUAUUUAUGGGUGUUUGUUUCCUUAUUAAAUCUUAUUUUGUACAACAUACACAA